CUAAAGGAAUUUCUGGCAGGUACUGGUCCCUCCUUGCAUGUGACCACCAUCUCCCGUAUUCUGCACAUGUCUGGGCGAUGGGGUAGGGUGGCAACACGGAAACCCUUUCUUACAAAAAGAAAUAUCAAAGCCUGUUUGAGUCACCCCCGAACCAUGUGGGAAGAUGUGUUGUGGUCUGACGGGACAAAGGUUGAACUAUGUUAAGAUAUGUUUCAAUACAGCUCAUCAUCCAAGGAACACCAAACGCCUGUGAAGCGUGGUGGUGGGAGCAUCAUGCUCUGGGCUGCUUGAAUGAAUAGCUCCAAAUAUCAAGAUAUUCUGGCACAAAACCUGCUGUCAGAAAGAUGAAGAUGAAGAGGAAGAGGAAUAUCUCGUCCCAACAUGACAAUGACCCAAAGCACACAUCCAAGUGGACCAAGGCGUGGCUUCAGAAAAGGAAAAUCAAAGUCUUGGAAUGUCCCAGUCAGAGCCCGGACCUCCAUCCCAUCGAAAACAUGUGCAAUGACCUAAAGAGAGCUGUACACAGGAGAUCCCCUCGCUAUGUGAAGGAACUUCUACUUUUCUGCAAAGAAGAUCAAAUUCCAAAGUGUCGAUGUGCAAAGUGAAUAGAGACUUCUUCACAAAGACUUGCUGCUGUAAUAAAUGCACAAAGUGCUUCACAAAGUGUUCGUUGGGUGAGGUGUGCCUCCCUUCCUCCCUCCUAAACUCAGCUGCCACAAAGUUUGCUGACCUGCUGGGGUCAGUGCGUAGGGGCUCAGGGCCCACAUCUGACGGGGAAGGGAGAUCCAGCACUCCACCUCCCGCUGCCCUCUCUGCCCCCUCCCCUCCACACACCCCUGUUGUCCCCAUGCAGAUGUCUCGGCUCACAGACCUGGUAAGCAGCGUUCGCAGGGUGCCGGUGGCCCCUGCACCCGAGGGUGACGCUGCACCGGUACCUAGCGCCAGGCCCACCCCUACACCUGCACACACCACCUCCCCACCUCCCCCUCACUCCCCUUCCCUGUCUUCCUCCCAGAGACGCAAACAAGAAAUAAUCAAGAUCACCGAGCAGCUGAUAGAGGCAAUCAACAAUGGAGACUUUGAAGCAUACGCGAAGAUCUGCGACCCUGGACUGACUUCAUUUGAACCGGAGGCGCUGGGCAACCUGGUAGAGGGCAUGGAUUUCCACAGAUUUUACUUUGAGAACCUUUUGGCUAAGAACAGCAAGCCCAUCCACACCACCAUCCUGAACCCUCACGUCCACAUGAUCGGCGAGGACGCAGCCUGCAUCGCUUACAUCCGCCUGACUCAGUUUGUUGACAACCAGGGUCGGCCGCGGUCCAGCCAGUCGGAGGAAACUCGCGUCUGGCAUCGCAGAGACAGCAAGUGGCAGAACAUCCACUUCCACUGCUCAGGAGCACCUGCUGCGCCACUCCAGUGAGGGAUGAAUGCCAUAGCUCUGUCCGUCAGGAGUGCUCUGCUGGAGAGAGAGAGAGAGAGAGAGAGAGGAAGAG
Molecule: messenger RNA, 1493 nt
Organism: Cottoperca gobio
Lineage: Eukaryota; Metazoa; Chordata; Actinopteri; Perciformes; Bovichtidae
Product: calcium/calmodulin-dependent protein kinase type II subunit beta-like
Exons: 7
Coding region: 593-1420 (275 amino acids)
Biological process (GO): protein phosphorylation
Molecular function (GO): calmodulin binding; calcium/calmodulin-dependent protein kinase activity
Source: RefSeq, a predicted model, not a curated record